Vitis riparia (riverbank grape) is the source of this 2029-nucleotide messenger RNA. RefSeq names its product PAP-specific phosphatase HAL2-like. Gene Ontology annotation, biological process: phosphatidylinositol phosphate biosynthetic process; sulfate assimilation. The transcript has 5 exons. NCBI's taxonomy places the organism in Eukaryota, Viridiplantae, Streptophyta, Magnoliopsida, Vitales, Vitaceae. Gene Ontology annotation, molecular function: 3'(2'),5'-bisphosphate nucleotidase activity. Bases 298 to 1470 code for a protein of 390 amino acids. The record is from RefSeq and is a predicted model, not a curated record.
AAGGUCCAAGAUUGGUCUGAAACCUCACGUCAGUCACAUGGAAAUGGCGUAAUUGUAAUCUCAGUGGAAUCGAUCAUAAUCGAUUACGUCGUCUCAACUCUAAUCAAAUCGUCUACCGAGUUUCUUGACUUUAUUUUGAAAUGGGAAAAAAAUGAAUGAAGAUAACGACAGCGUUAUUUGGGCUCCAAAUAUCUGUUUUGGAGCCCUCCUAAAUCAAACUCAGAGACAUCUAGGAAAAUCAAAAUUUGCAUGAUUCUGGAGGUGGGUCUCUCACAUUAGGCUGAUUCGCAUCUGGGUAUGGGCUUAAAUCGUCCAAAUUUAGCCAUGGAUAAUGCCAUGUACUCAGAGGAAUUGGCUGUUGCCGUUAGAGUUGUUCAUAUGGCGUGUUGUUUGUGCCAGAGAGUGCAGGAUGGGUUGGUUGGGACGAGCAGUGAGCAGGUGAAGUCCAAGGAUGAUGAUUCACCUGUUACAGUUGCAGAUUGGAGUGUGCAAGCAACUGUUAGCUGGAUAUUGGCGGAAGUGUUUGGAAGUCAAAAUGUGUCCAUUGUUGCAGAAGAAGAGAUCCAAACUCUUUCCAAACCUGAUUCAGCCGAUUUAUUGGAAGCGGUGGUGAACACAGUUAAUGAAUGCUUAUCUGAAGCACCUAAGUUUGGUCUCAAAUGCCCAGAUAAAGCCCUCAGGACAUCACAAGUUCUUGAUGCCAUCAGCCGAUGCAACUCAACUGGAGGGCCCAAGGGAAGGCAUUGGAUACUUGACCCUGUUGAUGGAACAUUAGGGUUUGUACGAGGGGAUCAGUAUGCUGUAGCUCUAGCCUUGAUUGAGGAUGGAAAGGUUGUCAUUGGAGUUCUUGGUUGCCCUAAUUACCCAAUGAACAAGGAAUGGCUAAAUUACCACAAUAAAUUCUACCAAGCUAUGUCAAAACAGUCCCCACCCGCUUCUGAUUCAUGGGAGAAGGGAUGUGUUAUGUAUGCAAGGAGAGGAAGUGGUGAAGCAUGGAUGCAGCCAAUGGUCCUGGGAGAUCAGAAGCUUGAGUGGCCAAACUCUGCAAGAUUGAUUAAAGUUUCUUCCAUUGACAAUCCAGCAAUGGCUACUUUUUGUGAACCGGUGGAGAAGGCAAAUUCAAACCACUCCUUCACAAAGGGACUUGUUCACAGUGUUGGGCUUAGAAAGCAGCCUUUGCGCGUCUAUAGCAUGGUGAAGUAUGCAGCCAUAGCCCGGGGAGAUGCUGAGAUUUUUAUGAAGUUUGCAAGAGCUGGAUACAAGGAGAAGAUAUGGGAUCAUGCUGCUGGUGUCCUCAUUGUAGAAGAGGCUGGUGGUGUGGUAACUGAUGCUGGAGGGCGUCCACUGGACUUCUCGAGGGGAAUAUACCUAGAAGGUCUUGAUCGGGGCAUCAUUGUUUGCUCUGGUGCUGCACUGCAUGAGAAAAUCAUUGGUGCUGUUUAUGCUAGCUGGGACUCUUCCAAUCUUUGAGGCCUUUGGUACUUGGCCAAUACAUCAAUGCAGCCAUAUUUUGAUACUUUUGAUAGGAUUUUGGUCAAAGAAGUGAUAUAGUUAUGCAAGAAGACUUGGUUGGCUAUAGUCUACGGCUUGAAUUGUCUGAAAAUUUUGCUUAUAAAUAAUUGGCCACAAUUCAUGCUAGAAUUUGAAAAUGGAAAGGACAGAUGAGAAGACAUUAGACAGUGUUCAUUCAUAUGAUUUUGAUAAUGCUCCAUACAAUUCUCAGGAGUUGAGUUGAGGAGAAAUAAAAGAGGUAUUUUGCUUUUUUCCUUCCUACCUCAUUGAAGAGCAUGAUUUUUAGUUCAAUUGCUCUGUUCUUCAUCACUGGUAUGUUGAGGUGUAGGAUUUAUACUCAUAAAUCAAUCCCAGACUGUAAUUCAUAUCUGGUGCUGAAAUUAAGGCUGCAACUGGAGGAAUAUAUUGAGUUCAUAAUCAUCUGAGGGAGAGCUUUAAUCAAGUUGAACAUGCUUUGAUUAAGAAUAUUGUGUUUAAAAAAUAGUAAAAAUUGUUAUUAAAGCAUGAAAUUUUAAAA